AUUCUACGGUCACAAUGUCUUUGCCAUGAGGGCUGGUCACAACCCUUGUCUACAUCUUCACCUGGUAGCUGAAAUCGCGCGCACUGACCUGCAUGAGGACUGGCAGCACGCAUGCAACCGUCACAUUUACACAUAACUUCGUUUUCCACUAUUGUUCGAGAAAAUAUUUACAAAGAAAGGGAAAAAGGCAGCGAAAAAAGAGUGACCAUGGCGGACCCGGACCCGGCAGAGGCGCAAAGGCUCUGCAAGGAACUGCAGCUCCUCGUCCUUCAGCACCUGCACGAGCAAGGCUACAAGGAGGUGGCUCACCGAUUGGAGCAGGAGUCCGGGCUCUACUUGGACACCAAGCACCUCGAGGACCUCGUGCAAUGCGGCGCGUGGGACGACGCCGAGCGCUACCUCGGCGGCUUCACCGAGGGGUGCGAGGACCCCGGCUCCGCCAAGAUCUUCGUCGCCAUCCGCAAGCAGAAGUACCUCGAGGCUCUCGGCAGGUGAAGCCGUCUGCUUCUGGAAAUGGACUCGUUGCCAGUUGACACCUGUCUAGCUAGCCAUCCAUGCGCGCCCCUCCCGCCGCCGCCGCCGCAGCCGGCUUCAACUCGCCGUGGACGCUCGCCAUCCGCGCCGCGGCGGACCAGGGCCGGCCCCGCCGCGCCGUCGCGCUCUACCUCUCGUCACUCCGCGCCUCGCACCGCCCCUGCCCCUUCGCCCUCGCCGCCGUCCUCAAGUCCGUGCCCCGCCUCCCGGCCCACGACGCGCGCCCCGCGGCGGCCUCCCUCCACGCGCACCUCCUCCGCCUCGGCCUCCUCUCCCACCCAUACCCGCACGCCGCGCUCGCCCACCUCUACUCCCGCCUCCUUCCCGCGCACGCACCGGACCUGCUCGAUGGCGCGCCCGCGCUGCGCCGCCACUCCCUCCUCGUCGCGUCCAACUCGCUCCUCGCCUCCCGCCUCCGCGCGGGGGACAUCCCCGCCGCGCGCGCCCUGUUCGAUACGAUGCCCGCGCGGGACGUCGUGUCGUGGAACUCCAUGGUGGCCGGCCUCGCCAAGGCCGGCCACCUCGACGAGGCCAUCGAGCUGUUCGGCCAAAUGCCCGAGAGGAACGCCGCGUCCUGGAACGCUCUACUGUGCGGGUUCAUCGCGCAGGGCCAGCUAGCCCGAGCGAGAGAGCUGUUUGAGCGGAUGCCCGUCAGGAACAAUGUCUCCUGGAUCACGAUGAUCUCAGGGUACUCCAAGGCCGGGGACGUCCAAGCUGCUGCUGACCUGUUCGAGAGGAUGGAGAGUAAGGACCUUUAUGCCUGGAACGCGAUGAUUGCGUGCUAUGCGCAGAAUGGCUGCGCCCAGGAGGCGCUUGGUAUUUUUAACCGGAUGAUGAAGCCACAUGUUUGGGUGCUACCCAAUGAGAAGACUUUCUCAUCUGUCAUCUCUGCUUGCUCGCAGCUGGGGGACUUGACGUUCGGCCUCUGGGUCGAGAGUUUCAUGGGCUCUGUGGGGGUUGAGCUGGAUGAUCACCUGCGCACCGCUCUGGUUGAUUUGUACACCAAGAGCGGGCGGAUGGAUAGAGCUUUCGACUUGUUCAGAGGAUUGCGAAUGAGAGACCUGGUGUCUUACAGCGCAAUGAUAGUGGGCUAUGGGAUGCAUGGAAAGUUAAGUGAAGCUGUUGGCUUGUUCAAGGAAAUGUCUGAUGCGAAGAUUGAUCCUAACGCGGUGACCUUUGUGGGGUUGUUGUCUGCAUACAGUCAUGCGGGACUGGUGGAAGAAGCCCGCGCUUGCUUCGCUUCUAUGUCAAGCAAAUAUAGGAUUAAUCCCACAGUGGAGCACUACACCAUUAUGGUAGAUCUUCUUGGGCGUAACGGAAAGUUGGACGAAGCGUUCCAGCUGAUCAUGCAGAUGCCAAUGCGGCCACAUGCUAGUGUUUGGGGUGCCUUGCUUCUUGCUUGCAGGUUGCACAACAAUGUUGAGCUUGGGGAGAUUGUUGCUUCAAAAUGCUUUGAACUGGAGCCUGAAGAGACUGGAUAUUACAUUCUCUUAGGUAACAUUUAUGCACAAGCAAAAAAGUGGGAAAAGGUUAAGAGGUUAAGGAACUUGAUGGUGGAAAGAGGUUUGAGUAAGGUUCCUGGGAGUAGCUGGGUGCAGGUUGCAUAAAUCCAUUGUAUAGUUCUCACUCAUUUCACUUUCAAUCAAUUGGGUCAGUAAAUUUGCUGACAAAUCAACAUACAACUCAGAUUUUUUGGCCAACUAGAAUUUGAGAAGAUGAGGCAAUGGCACCAGUUAUUUAGUUUCUCAUCUCCACAGAAUUCCAUUCUUCAUGCUUCAUGACUUCCCUACGUGGGUUCAGAGAAGAUUGGAUCCAGUUGUUCUUUUUGCUAUUACGCUAAGAGCUUUAGAGCAUGUGUGAUGGCAUGCACCAACUAUCUUUAAUCCUUUUUUCUGCCUAUGGAUUUCAUCAUGUGGAGAAGAGAGGAAGAGAAUGGAGGGUUGGGUUCAAUAAUAUAGGAAAAGUGUAUGAGAUUGUCUAGCACAUGUUUUGAUGAGAGGAGUGCUGAAGAAUCUAAGUUGAGAAACUAUGACUGCCUCUUAUUUUGUCUCUAGAUGAUGUGGAUGCUCCAUUGGAGAUGCCCUUGUGUGUUACCUGGCCACCUUGGAACAUUGAAGCAUUCCUCAGAAAAUUCAUAAUGGGUCUGUUGCCAUCAACUUUUACUCAAGUAUAUGUGUACAUUAGUACA
This is a messenger RNA of Panicum hallii, 2722 nucleotides long. Its product is annotated as pentatricopeptide repeat-containing protein At4g22760. Gene Ontology annotation, molecular function: RNA binding; protein binding. The transcript has 4 exons. Gene Ontology annotation, biological process: RNA modification. Lineage: Eukaryota; Viridiplantae; Streptophyta; Magnoliopsida; Poales; Poaceae. The coding region runs from base 555 to 2141 and encodes 528 amino acids. The record is from RefSeq and is a predicted model, not a curated record.